Molecule: messenger RNA, 1274 nt
Organism: Colletotrichum destructivum
Lineage: Eukaryota; Fungi; Ascomycota; Sordariomycetes; Glomerellales; Glomerellaceae
Product: Putative ergot alkaloid biosynthesis protein
Exons: 3
Coding region: 103-1014 (303 amino acids)
Source: RefSeq, a predicted model, not a curated record
AAUCCCCCAACCCCAGGAAAACACUUUUCCCCCCUAUAAAUACCACAGACACGCGCUUUGUUGAACAUUGUUCACAUAACCCAUAAUCAUCAAAUAGUCAUAAUGGCAACAAGCAACUCAACGACAGUGUUAAUCCUAGGCGGAACCGGCAAGGUCGGCCGCCAGAUCGCGAAGCUCUUCGCAGCGACCUCAAUCCCUACAUACCAGGCCUCCCGGAGCGGAGCCUCCACCACGGAACCGGGCGCCGACAACAUCAAGCCCGUCGCCUUCGACUGGGAUGAUGAGACGACGUGGACCGCCGCCCUUGAAACCGGCGCGACGAGCAUCUUUCUCGUCGCCCCGCUGGUCAUGGACAUGCUGCCACCGAUGCAAUCCUUCAUCGACCAGGUCAGGAUGAAAGGAGACACCACCGUCACCAAGCGAUUCGUCCUGUUGAGCGGAAGCCCCAUCGAGCCGGACAUCAACGGCUACGUGAUGGGCCGGCCGCAUGCGUAUCUGAAGGACCUUGGUGACAAGGGGGAAGUGCAAUGGGCUGCGAUACGACCGACUUGGUUUCAACAGAACUUCGUCGAGCAGGAAAAUCACCGCAGAUCGAUUGUUGACGAGAGCACCAUCUACUCGGCGACGGCGGACGGUAAGAUCCCCUGGGUGGCGACCGAGGACAUUGCGGCGUGCGCGUACCAGCUCCUCACCCAGGAGGACGCGCCCAACGACCAGUACCUCAUUCUUGGCCCGGAGCUGCUGGCCUACGACGACAUCGCCACGAUCCUUUCCGAAGUCCUCGGCCGCAAGAUCGUGCACAAGAAGCUCUCGACGCAGGAGCUUGUGGACCGGUUCACCGGCCAAGGCAUGCCGCGGGACUACGCAGAUAUGAUGGGCGGCUGGGACACCGCCAUCAAGAACGGCAGCGAGGACCGGACGAACAGCGUCGUGCUCGCGCUGACGGGAAGACGGCCAAGGACGUUCCGCGAGACGGUCGAGAAGAACAAGGGUGUCUGGGCGACGGUAGCGUAAGGGGGGGGUAUGUAUCAUGGAAUGCAAAGGGUCUCGGAGAAGAGUGAGGGAGCUCCCGGGGAGGGUGUGAUGUUGGGUGCAAUACGUCAGAACAGCUAUAUGCGGGGGAACAGGGAACAGGGAACAGCAUUCCUCUGUUAUUUUCGGAGUCAUUUCAUUACAUGGUCUCCUCGUACAAUUGGAAAAGGGAAAAAAAAAAAAGGUUUCGUUUUCAGUCAGCCGUUUUCAGCCGAAAUCUUGGACUCGUCUUCUGCGUGCGG